CCAACAUUCUGACUCAAAGGACUGAGGAGCUUCUGAGAAGACACUGGUGACUCUUCUGGAUCCCUAGGGGAAAAUAUUCAUCACAAUGACGGCGAAAAUAGGCUUACUUCUGAUUCUCCUGCUAACCUUGUUGACAGGUGUGUGUCCUCAGAGACCCAGAGACGUAAAUGUCAAGGCAGGUGAGAUGGUGGCGCUGUACUGCCGCCCUGACAGGAGGAAUAAUCAUGGCGAUGCUGGAGUGAUCUGGAGAAGUUACACCACCCAGGAGAUGAAUUUGACCGCCAUGUCAUCAGCUGAGCAGAAGCAGAUGGGCCUGCUGGUUCAUGGGAGGAGUCUCGUCAUUCUCAGUGCUUCUGUAAAGCAUCAGGGGAACUACUCGUGCUCUCAGGGGGACGCCGGCAGCCAGGCCUGGUUCAGGCUGACAGUUUACACAACACAGAGAGAGGGUGAGGAGAUGAGCCAGUACCCUCAAACCUGUUACGCACAAGAGGCCUGCACAUUGUAUUGCCCUGAUGUUAAUGUCCCUGCUGAAGGUAUUCUAAAUAUUACCAGCAACGACAUAAUAUGGCGCAAGGUGGGCGAGUCAUUGCCAAUACAUGGUUACUUCUCACGUGUGAAAGAGAAAGACCAUGGUGCCUACACCUGCAGCAGAUCUUACCUAUAUAAUGGUCAAAUAUAUAACAGGACCUUUACUGUGCUGCUUGACGUCAAACCAAAGGAAAAAUCUGGAACACCAGUAAUACUUUCACCACUCGGUGGUGAUGUCUUUCAUGUAGAUUUAGGCUCAACAAAGGUGAUUGAUUGUGAAGGUGUCAUGUAUUCAGACUUUGAUGGCAUGUUCUGGUACAGCGGGGAGUCAGUUGUAGAAACAAAAAACAGCUAUUCAAUUUUCUACAAUACAACACGGGAAAAGAAUGCUGGAGAAAUAAAGAUGACAGCAUCUCUCGUCUUCAAAAAAGUGUCAGAGGUGGAUUUAUCAAAAAAUUACACCUGUAAACUUACAUCUGUCUCUGGACACUCAAGCUCUGUCACCAUCACUUUGGCCCAAAAAACACCUCCUUCCUCCUUCUCCCUGGCUCUCAGCAUUCUCUGUGCCGUGGUGGUGGUGGUGGUGUUCGUUGUAGCAGUUGUUGUUAUUGUGAAGCUAUCCUUGUCCAAGAUCUGGCCUGCUGCACACCACCCAUGCAGCGUUUGUGGAGCAGCAGACCCACUUGAUCCAAGACUGAGUCACAAUUAAAAUAUCAUGUCAGUGUUUUAGUAUAAUACAUAUAUAUUUAGCUCACACUGAAAGAUGACUCACUGCUGUCAUACUACGCUUUAUAUAACAGAAAUAUAUUUUUAAAGAAAUAAUUUUUAAUGUUUAAAUAUUUUAAGGUUUUGUUGGGAUUUAUAAUUUACCUUAACACUAUUUUUUAAGAUCCUCUACCUCACUGUUUUCCUUCUCAUAUGUUCUCCAUCCUCUCACCUCUGAAACUUUUUUCACCUGCCACUCCAUAUGUCAUAAGAAUACAAUGUCCUAGUGUAGUGGUGCCCCCUCCUGGUGAGCUCCAGCACUGCAAAUAUUCCAUCUGAUCAUGAGCUCUUGAUGGUUGGACACAUCUCAUUGAGUGAAAAGCUUCUUUUCACAGCACACUUUUUGACUUGACCUCAUAUAAGCUUAUAUUUCAACCCCUAGGCAUAUUUUGAAUGUGGAUAGGGCAAGUAUCUUUAUCUCUUAUUUAUUUAUAUAUUAAUUCAUUAAAAAUGAUCAUUUUACAUCAUUUUUAGAAUUUGUUUUAUGUUUUUUUUUAAAUUUUUUAUUAUUAUUUUUUUUUUUAGCUCAGAACAAGGUGCCUCAACCGUCCCAGGGAGGUGGAAUUCUGGGAAAAUGCAUUCCUUGUACAUUCACAAGUUUGGGUAAAGCAAAAUAUGUGUUCUGAGUUUGUGAUUAAAAUAAAUGGCAAGUAAAUAAAAUUAGGUUUCAAAAUUGUGAAAUAAUCAGCAGCAUUCUCUGCUGAGACGCUCUUGAAGAACAAGAGCCACUCCAAAGCGACGGACUCUCGUUCAGCAGCUCACAGCAGCUAACAUUAACUCAGAGCACACACCUACAGCAGUGAGCAGUAACUGUCUAAAGGUAUGUCGGUGAUGGUCAUUUUGCCUGGGGUUAUAUGAUUGUAGCAUUUAACAGUUAUUUAUUCAUGUAUGUAUCAGGGGUGUCAAACUCAUUUUAGUUCAUGGGCCACAUACAGCACAAUUUGAUCUCAUAUGGGCCGGACCAGUAAAACCAUUGCAUAAUAAUCUCUACAUAACAAAGCUUUUAAAUAUGUACCUCUCUUUUAGUGUAAUGAAGUAACAUUACAGGCAGCUUACACCCUGAAAACACUGACAAUAAAUAAAUAAUCCAUAAACAAAAUCAAUGAUGAACAGCCUGAGUUAAAACCUAAAAGAUGACAGAAAAAUAAGUGCCAUUUCAAUAAUAUGUCUGUUUUUCAGCAAACUCACCCUCAGAGUGCCACUUUGAUGCUGUUCCAUCUGCAAUAAGGUAGCUAGCUAGCUUUCACAGCUGCAAUGCCGAUCUCUCAACUAAAACUAAAACCAAACUUGUUUCCUCAAACCUGCCGACAAUUAAAUUUAUCUUUUCUCUUAGUUGUCCUUGCAAGUUGUUGCAUUUUUGCUGUCAUGAGUUUGAUAGUGGUGCUAAAUACAAUAUUUCUUAUGCACUGAAAGGUGCUGCGAGCAUACCAAGCUCACUGGCUUCCCAUUUACCUCUGUCGGGCAAUCAGAGUUAGUUUAUUUGGACAAAUAGUAAUAGUAGUGCAUUUAAUUGAAAAAUUAGAGUUAAUGACUUCUCUGCAAUUUUAACUUGAAAUUUAUUGAGUGGGCCGUUUGGUGGGGGCCGUAUGUUUGCCACCCCUGUAUUAGACUGAAAGAGCUAAGAGAGCUUGUGGAACGUAGUGAAACCACAUUCACACAUGGGGUGAGCUAAAUGACUCUGAUCCGUUAGUAGUAGCAUAACUCUAUAUAGUAGAGGUGAGGUUAUGAUAGGAUGGUGUCUGUGCAUCAUAAGAUUUCAGGCCCGCCCAGAAAAUCCUGGGCACAGGAACUCCGCAAUGCAAAAUGACACUGUUCACAGACACAGUAUUUUCUAGCAUGUAUAAUGUAUUUAGAAAGAAAUGAUUAAUUCUUCUUGAACAAAACUGUGCCUUUUCACAUUUCAGUUACCCUCGAAAAAACUUGAUAGCAGCACUUGAUAAAUUGUUAGCAGACGUGUAGUUCUGUUCAGGGAUCAAAUCAUUUUUUUUUACUGUCCAAGUAGUCUGUGUGUAAUGGAAAGUUAUUAUGUGUCGAUAUAAAAGUGUCCCAGCCGACCCCACUCUCACCCUCUGCGAGUACUGAGUGGAAAUGUGAGCCGCCACAUGGAAAUGGAAACCUAACUAAUUUCCCGCAUAAAGGUCAUGUUAUCAUGCAGAGUGCCACUCAGUCUGUGAAAGCAGUUAGUGACUGUGUCUCUAAAGAUAACCCUCAGUGAUUUAGUCAGUGAAAAGAUUCUCUCCUGUAGAAUCCAAUGUCUUUUUGCAUUUGUUUUUUUUACGUGUGCUUUAAUUUAUCUGUAUAUGUAUAUAUGUACACAUGUAUGUAUAUAUAUGAUGUGUAUUUAUUUUUUUAACUUUUUAUCUUUGUAUUUCGAUACUUGUAUGUGUGAUAUGGAUAUGUUUUUUUAUCUUUAUAUUUCUAUAUUUGUAACUGUAUGAUGGCACCUUGGGGCUGGGAGAAAGCGCAGGUUCGUUGCCAUGUACCAUUAAAGAUA
This is a messenger RNA of Epinephelus fuscoguttatus (brown-marbled grouper), 3787 nucleotides long. Its product is annotated as interleukin-1 receptor type 2-like. NCBI's taxonomy places the organism in Eukaryota, Metazoa, Chordata, Actinopteri, Perciformes, Serranidae. Gene Ontology annotation, molecular function: interleukin-1 receptor activity. Bases 86 to 1237 code for a protein of 383 amino acids. The record is from RefSeq and is a predicted model, not a curated record. The transcript has 8 exons.